Microbotryum saponariae is the source of this 3585-nucleotide messenger RNA. Lineage: Eukaryota; Fungi; Basidiomycota; Microbotryomycetes; Microbotryales; Microbotryaceae. The record is from the annotation of a GenBank genome assembly.
AUGAUCAUCUGGUCCGGGUCGAUUCCGUCUCUUCUGCUGCUGACCUUAUCGUUCAUCCUUUCGUUCGCACUCGCUGCUUCUUCCGCUUCGCCACCCCUCUUCCCGCCGUCGGCCCGCUCGAUCUCGCUCGUCGAUCUCCUCAAUGACUCACCCGAGCACUCGAUGCUGCUGUCGGCGCUGCAACGCGCUCGGUUGAUCCCAACCGUCAAUCUGCUCAACGGGAGCGUACUCUGGGCACCUACGAAUGACGCCAUCAAGGCCGAGAUCGAACAUGAGAAGCAGUACGCGUCCCAUCUCGCCGAACGGCACAGCGCCAAACGUCAUCGGCCCAGCCUCAGCUGCAGCACCAGCACCAGCAGCGACACUGUCCGUGCGACGAACACCCCGAUUUGGUCCUACGCCGUGCAUGGCUUCUCUGCACUGAUGACGAGCAAUCGCUCUGAAGAACGUGAUAACCUCCAACUCGAGUUGAGGGACACGUUGCUGUACCACAUGUUCAACUACACCUUGUUCCCGCCUCCGCACGAUGACACGCCUCCGCCGUCAGACAACCGGACAUCCCUCAUGUCGAACGGCACCGGUCCCUUUGACGGCUUGCCACUCGACAGGGUCAUCCUGCAUGAGACGCUAUACCACCCUUCUCUCUCGAGCUUCAACAAGUCGUUCCCCGCCCCACCGACCCUGCCCGGCUCACCUCCCGACAACCCCGAUCCGGACAAGCCCCACAAGGUCGAGGGGUUGCUCCGGGGCCAAGGACAACGCGUCAGAGUCGUGCGAAAGUCAGCAAUCAAGAAGGGCAGCAAGGAAGAGGUCUGGAUUGGUGGGGACUGGCGAGGCGAGGGUGGGGCAGUUGCCGACAACAAGAUUCUCCAUGCCACGAACGGCGCACUGGUCUCCUUGACCGCCGUUCUGCACAGGCCCGUUGAUUUGGGUCGGUCUGAAAAUUCUCUCAAAAGUUCUACUGGAACCUGAUCUGAUGACUGUUCUUUAUCUACCCGUCGUGACUUCAGCCGCGCACAUCCGGACCAACCCCGACUUGUCGACCUUUGCCUCGCUGCUACCCGAGUCGCUUCUGAACUACAUCGCCACCGCCCCUCAUUUGACACUGUUUGCACCCACCAACGAAGCUUGGGCAUCUCUGUCUGAUCUCGAGCUGUACGUUCAUCGCCUGGGUUGAAAAACAAAUGUAUCUGAGCCUGACCGAGACGUCCUUCCCCACUCCAGCAAAUACCUCAAGUCUGGAUUCGCCGAGAAGGAUCUCAUCGAGAUCUUUGGUGCCGGAGCCUCGCGAGAAGGUGUCGGCAAGGGCAAGGUCGGAUACGUCUCGUCCCUCUUCGGCAAGAACCCGACCAACACUACCACUGCCAGUACGUGUUUACGGCUGGCGUUCCGUCCAGAUUGGCCGGAUCAAGGAGCUGACUUUCCCACGUCCAAUCGCACAGUGCGAACGAUCUGGAACAGCACCCUCGAGAUCGCCAUGGACGAAUCGAACAAUGUCGCGGUCAAUGGAACUCGAGUAGGAACACCCGACAUCCUCGCCUUGAAUGGUGAGCGCAGCCGUAUGGGAUUCGCCCAGAAGACUUGAGAGAGGCUGACGCCGCCCAUAUGCACGCAACGCACAGGGGUCAUCCACACCGUACCUACCUUGCUCCUGCCAUCAGGGUCACUAUCGCUGACGGCCGAAAAGUACCUGAUUGCGCUGGAGGCGACUCGAUUCGUGUCCCUGCUGCGCUCCGUCAACCUCUCGCACUACGUUCAAAUUCCUUCGGGCGACCCCGCAGUAAUGGCUACGAGCUACUCGUCGUCAACCUCGCAGUCUAUCUUCGCUGCACCACUGGACGGAGCACCAGCUUAUACCAUCCUGGCGCCACCCGACUCGGUGCUACAGAAUGAAUGGAAGCUUCUGGAGGACGAGGACGCAGUGGACGGCACUGCAGUGACUGUAAGCGGUGGAUCGCUUCCUCCCGCAGGCAGUGAUGCGCUCAAAGAGUUCUUGCUGUACUCGGUCGUGAGCGGCAAAUGGUUGCCCGAGGACCUCAAGGACGGAAUGUUGGUCGGGACGGAACUGAGAGGUCCGAACUUGCGGGAUGCGCGACAACGGCUCGCCGUCAACGUCAACGUCGCAUCACAAAACCUCGCAUCAAUCGGCUGGGGCUGGUGGAGUUCGGGUGACCCCAACUCCGAACGCAAACCCGGUCUCGUUGGCUUUGGAGGUGUCAGCGUCAUUCGCGAACCGGUGGUGGUCGGCAACACGGUUAUUUACCUCAUCUCCUCGACUCUAGAGCCCCCGGCGCCCAUCAUCAACCAAGCCGUCUCGGACUUGCGCCUGUCGACAUUUGUCGCCUCGGUCUAUGCUGCCUCGCUCGACCAUACGCUGGCACACCAACCUGCUGUGACGUAUCUUGUCCCUGACAACGAGGCCUUCACCUCGCUGGGUCUCGUCAUGUCGUACCUGCUUCUGCCGACGGCUCGCGCCGAGCUGCGAUCCCUCGUUCGCUACCAUGCGAUCGACGAGAUCGUCUUCUUCGAAGACUUCCCCCGCACAGGUGCCGCUCGCUAUCCGACGCUCGACUCUGGGGCCGAAAUUCUCGUUCGUCAGGACAACGGGACGGUGUUGGUGCAUGGUCCGACCUCGGGGGGUCUCGCUACCAACGGUGAGGUGAGGGACGCUCGUGUGAUCGAAGGCAACAUCUUGACCGCGACAGGAGCUGUGCACAUCAUCGACCAGGUCGAGCUCCCACCGACGCUCAACAUCACCGCCGUCAAGCUGAUGCGAGGAGCCAAGGCGAGCACGAUGCUCGAACUGAUCCGGGCCGCCAAUAUGACCUGGGUACUCGAGGGAAGGUCGCCUCCUCCGACCGAAUCGCUGUUGAAUGGUGGAAAGUAUGGCGAGAAGAGUAAGAAGCCGAAGGUCAAGCCCGAGUACUCGGCGUACACCAUCCUCUGUCCGACCGACAAAGCUUUGUCCCGUCUCAACAUAAGCCAUUAUCAUGCGAAUCCACCCUUGCUCGAAGCACUCAUUCGCCUCCAUGUAAUACCCGUCGACCCCUUCAUGCCUCUGAAACCCGAUGGCCGGCCCCUCACACUGGUCGACAAUGCGUCGUUCCCGACUCUGCUCGACCGAAGUGAAGGCGGCGAGAGUCGAUACGGCUCGAUCGCAUUCCGCCGAUGGGGUGAUGAUGGCUGGCUCGUCGGUAUUAGUGGAGCGCGUGGUACGGGAGGCGAGAGUGACUCGGCCAAGAUCGUCAGCUAUGGCCGAGCGACCCCGUCGUUCGUCGAUAUGGACGGUCAAGGUCGAAGACUUGCAGGGGGUGGAGUGUUGAUGAUUGACUCGGUGCUUUUGCCCUACAAUCCUGGGUGAGCCUUUUCCCUUUUCUUCGCCGUACUUGGCUAGUGUCUCCUCUGCCCCUUUGUGCUGACUGUCUUUGUGCGAUGUUUCACAGCUGGUUCCGACGCUUUGGAUGGAUCAUCCUCGUCGCUGUACUGGGGACGGCGCUCGUCGCGCUGACCGGCUGGGGAGGUUGGCGCUACUACCGACGUUCUCGCAAGCCGCCCUACGAGCCGCUCGAAGGCGAGGAGGAAUAG